Messenger RNA from Ictalurus punctatus (channel catfish), 957 nucleotides. RefSeq lists its product as uncharacterized. The record is from RefSeq and is a predicted model, not a curated record. Bases 39 to 683 code for a protein of 214 amino acids. Gene Ontology annotation, biological process: cardiac muscle tissue morphogenesis; skeletal muscle contraction; detection of muscle stretch. Gene Ontology annotation, molecular function: protein-macromolecule adaptor activity; titin binding; structural constituent of muscle. NCBI's taxonomy places the organism in Eukaryota, Metazoa, Chordata, Actinopteri, Siluriformes, Ictaluridae. Gene Ontology annotation, cellular component: Z disc. The transcript is spliced from 2 exons.
UUCUGCCCAUAGGGUAAACCAAUCAGUACACACUUAUCAUGAUGUCCAAGUACAAAAAUAGCAGCACCAGGUUAUUUAAGGACGACAAGACAGUGAAGUUACCAUCGAUUGCUAGUUAUCGGUCACAAUUAGUGCUGUUAUCUGAUGUAAUUCGGGACGAGAUGCACUGCCUGAGCCGAACCCCCAGGUCUUACCUGGUCAACUCUUACAGCGAUGUGAAAGAAGUUGACGAGAGCAAAAGGGAAUCAUAUGAAGCCACCUGGUUAGACCUGGUGAUGGAGACACGAGCAGAGUACAAAGAUACACUUACUGAGAAAGACUCAGCACGAAAGGAGUCUUACGAACGAAAGCGUGUGCGUCAUUUUGUUGUGCGCCGGUUCCUCGAUCAGACCUUUUGCACUGGUGAAGAUGGAACAAAGUUGCAUAAGUAUCGGCUCCCAUAUAAAACCGCGCUUCCGCUGCAGAUCUUCGUGCCCAGGAAUCUCAGCACUCCACCAGAGACACACAGAGAGCCAUCGCCUUCCUGUUUGAGCUCAGACAGAGACUCUGAGAAGACCUGGAGUCGAAAGAGAGUGCUGUGGUCCAGUGUGGAAGACAUAAUACAACCGGAGAGGACAGAGUUCAGAGUGCGCACACUUGUAUCACCAGCGAGGGACUUGGAACGUGACUUCCAGCGGACAUAAAGAACAACAUGCGAUAACAGAGUGUUAAAGCCUUCAGUAUUCUUAUUUAUUAUACUACAGCACUGUUGAAUUCUCAAAUCUGAUUCGUUAGAAGGGGUUGAUUAAUUUUCUAUAACAGCAGUUCUGACAGUAGUUCUAGCUGGAAGAACAAUCACAGGUAUAUAUUAACGCGCUCGUUCUAAUACGUUAUCAUUUCGAUAGUAACAACUUAUACAUGGACUUGUAUGGCGGACGCUCCAUAAUAAUCAAAGUCUAAUAAACAAAAAUUUUAAAA